UGACAGUUGCUGUCAUUCAUUGAAUCGGGCGGCGGGUGAGUGACCGGUCGCAAUCGCGUUGUUUUCUAAAUACUAAUAAAAAAGUUCAUAAAAAUUCGCAAAAUGAAGGGCGAUAAGAACGUAGACAUCCAAGCUUUGAAAGACAUCGCAAACAAGCUGAGGAUCGACAGCAUCGUUGCAACAAAUGCGUCGAAAUCCGGUCACCCCACAUCAUGCGCGUCGAUGGCGGAGAUUAUGUCGGUGCUGUUCUUCCACACCAUGAGAUACAAGGUGUCGGCACCCAGAGACGCGUCCGCGGACAGAUUCAUCUUGUCCAAGGGUCACGCCGCCCCUAUCCUAUACGCGGCUUGGGCUGAAGCCGGUCUGUUCCCGGUCGAUGAGCUGAAGAACCUCCGUAAACUGGACUCAGACCUUGAAGGACACCCCACACCUAGACUGAGCUUCGUGGAUGUGGGCACAGGCUCGCUGGGCCAGGGACUGGCCGUCGCGGCCGGUAUGGCGUACGUGGGGAAAUACUUCGACCAGGCGCCUUACAGGGUGUACUGCUUGGUCGGAGACGGUGAAGCCGCCGAAGGUAGCAUCUGGGAGUCGCUGCACUUCGCCAGCCACUACAAACUAGACAACCUGGUGGUCAUCUUCGACGUCAACCGUCUUGGACAGUCCGAGCCUACCUCCUUGCAACACAAGCUGGAAGUCUACGACGCGCGUCUCAAAGCCUUCGGUCUCCACAGCCUCGUGGUAGACGGUCACGAUGUGUCCGAGCUCGUCAAAGCAUUCGACGAGGCUGCCUCCACCAGCGGCAAGCCUACCGCGCUGGUAGCUAAGACCUUCAAGGGUAGAGGCUUCCCGGGGAUUGAGGAUCUAGAAAACUGGCACGGAAAGGCCUUGGGUGCUGAGGGAGAGAAGAUUAUCAAGCACCUGCAAAGCCAGAUCAAGAACAACACCGUGAGCCUCAAGCCAAAACCACCUCUAGCCGAGGCCCCUAAGGUCCACAUUGGAGACAUCACUCUCUCAUCCCCGCCCGCUUACAAGGCUGGUGAACAGAUCGCCACUCGCCUGGCGUAUGGCGUCGCUUUGAAGAAGAUUUCUGACACCAACAUGCGCGUGAUUGCUUUGGACGGUGACACCAAGAACUCCACCUUCAGUGACAAGCUGCGCAACGCAUACCCUGAGAGGUACAUCGAGUGCUUCAUUGCUGAACAGAACUUGGUUGGUGUGGCGACAGGCGCCGCGUGCCGUGACCGUGCUGUCGUCUUUGCAUCUACUUUCGCUGCCUUCUUCACCAGAACCUUUGACCAGAUUCGUAUGGGCGCCAUCAGUCAGUCCAACAUCAACCUGGCUGGUUCCCACUGUGGUGUGAGCAUCGGAGAAGACGGCCCCUCCCAGAUGGGACUCGAGGACUUGGCUCUCUUCCGCGCUGUGCCCACCGCCACUGUGUUCUAUCCCUCUGACGGUGUGUCGACCGAGCGUGCCGUAGAACUGGCAGCCAACACUAAGGGCAUCUGCUACAUCAGGACUUCCCGCCCCAACACAGACAUUCUGUACGCCAACGAUGAGGUGUUCAAGGUCGGCCAAGCCAAAAUCGUCCGUGAGUCCGCCAAGGACAAGGUUCUGUUGAUCGGCGCCGGCGUCACUCUGCACGAGGCUGUCACCGCCGCCAACAAGCUGAAGGAAGAAGGCGUGGACGCGCGAGUCUUGGACCCGUUCACAAUCAAGCCCCUGGACGAGGCCGCCGUAAUUAAGCACGCACGUGCUGCUGGUGGCAGGAUCGUCGUGGUUGAGGACCACUACCAAGCCGGUGGACUCGGCGAGGCGGUUCUCUCAGCUGUAGCCUUAGAACGCGAUAUCGUGGUCAAGCAUGUCUACGUGCGUGAAGUCCCGCGCUCAGGCCCGCCUACAGCGUUGCUCGACAAAUACGGCAUCUCGGCUCCCCACGUGGUCGCCGCCGCCAAAGCCGUCCUUAAGGCGUAGGCCGAAGGCGCAAAACGGUUUGUCAGUUACUGUUCUUAUGUAGAUAGUCUUCCGUGUGUGAUGAGCGUACGAGACGGCAUUUGUUUUUUGUUCCAAUAGUUUUGAAAAGUGGGCGUGGCUAAAACUUCAACACCAACGCGUGCUUAUCGCCAUUGCCGGCGCGAUCAAAGGCCAAUGACAGAUCGCGCGACACAUGACAGUUCACGCGACCUAUCCCUAUAAUUUCCCUAUGAUCGCACGAUCGAUUGGUUUAACUUUCUUUUGUUUUUAUUAAAAAUGAAUAGAAAUGCUACGUCUACUUACAUGUUACUUGUGAGUGGAAGUGCCGUAAUACAGGGUGUGCGAAGGCUAAAAUGGUGUUUAGCGAUUUUACGCUUACGGCAUAAAAUUGUAACAGAAAUGUGAUAUAUCUUUGCGCAAAUUUAGAUUGUUAUAAAAUGAUCUGGGUGUAUUGUGAUAAAUUCGAUAAGAACAGUAACUAUUUAAAAAAAACAUUCCCGUGUCACAGAUUCCAUAAGAAUUGCCUCCUAAAAUUGGAAAAUAAAUGUAAACCGGUUUUAACUAUUUUUAACCGGUUUUUAAGUACACUGCGUAGUUCCUAACGCUACACUAGAUGUAAGAAUCGAUGAUCAUGGUUGUAUGUUAUAUUAUAGAUUUUUAUAUCUUUUAUAUGUUACUAUAUUAUAUGUGUAAUAUCGUAUAUAACGUUUAUAAGUGCCUUUAUAUUGAAAGACGCACAAGGUAUAUAGACUGUUGAAAGGUAUAUAGGUUUUGGAAAGAUUUUGAAGGGUUAGGUGAUAAGUGUAACUACCCGCAUUUUUGCCUGUUUCGUAUAUGUUAGCCAGGAUAUGGCUAUAUCUAUUUUGGGACCAUUGUUGCUUGAUAUUUUUAUAUUCCUUGUUACAUCCUUUUUUGUAGAUGAUUUAACUGUGUGAUUUCUUUGAAAGAAAUAAUCCUGAUUAAAAUUAUUAUUGUUAUGUCAUCGAAUUGGAGGCUAAAAUCUUUGUUUAAUCGUAGACUUCCUUCGUUGAUAAAUCACAAAACGUUUAGAUUUGGUUAAAGUUUAUUUCUGGGACGUUUACAUUCCUUUUUU
Messenger RNA from Ostrinia furnacalis (Asian corn borer), 3064 nucleotides. Its product is annotated as transketolase-like protein 2. Bases 103 to 1971 code for a protein of 622 amino acids. The record is from RefSeq and is a predicted model, not a curated record. Lineage: Eukaryota; Metazoa; Arthropoda; Insecta; Lepidoptera; Crambidae. Gene Ontology annotation, molecular function: transketolase activity; thiamine pyrophosphate binding. The transcript has 14 exons.